Macrosiphum euphorbiae (potato aphid) is the source of this 1500-nucleotide messenger RNA. NCBI's taxonomy places the organism in Eukaryota, Metazoa, Arthropoda, Insecta, Hemiptera, Aphididae. The record is from the annotation of a GenBank genome assembly.
AUGGUUUUCUUAACUUUUUAUUCAACUGUUCAUACAUUUAGCAAGGAAGAAUUUGCAACAAAAGUAUUUGGUGAAUCUAAUUAUAUAAUUUUAGAUUAUAUAUCAUUGAAGGCUGAAUAUGCUAAGGCUUCCAGGAUAAAUGUAUUAAAUAAUGACGAACUAACUUGGGAUUACUCAAAGUCGCCCUUAUUAGAUUAUGUUAAUGGUUUACCUACACUGAAAUCUAUUGCCACUGUUUUAAAAGAUUCACCUCAAAACGUAAAAAAGAGAAAAAUUCCAAAGCACGAUACAACUUGGGAACUGGUUGAAAACUAUGAUUUUAUUAAACCUGAUAAUAAAUCCCUUGCACCAGAAAAAACUAAAACAAUACAGUUUGUUAUGACUGCAAACAGUAAAACUCGUAAAACACUCUCUAACAUUUCAUGCUCCGAAAAAUUUUCUAUUCUGUCUGUUCGGGGUCUCGACCCGGCCAAAAGCAAUUGCAAUCGACUUUUCAGACUAUUGUCUUUGUACGCCACGGUGGCUGAUAUUAAUUAUUCGCGCGAGUUAAAUUCUGCCGAAGUUCAAAUCAGUAAAUGCAAUGAUAUCAAUACAUUUGCUCAAGUUCAACAUCAUUAUCUAUCGCACGGAUUCAACUUAUCAUUCCAGUAUUUAAAAGAUGAUAAGAAGGCAAAAAAUCGUUGUAUCAAUCCAUUUGUUUUGUCAGAUGGAUCACCAUCAUAUGUAGUUUAUGAUCGAAAAAUGACACUUCAUGUAUCAAAUCCUCCGCCAUCUAGAGUGCUCCAGUUUGCAGGCGCUCCGUCGAGUAUAAAUGAAGAAAAACUUAUUUCACUGUUUAAAAAAACAAUUAAAAACGAAAAUUUAAAAGUCAAACUUCUGACUUCCAAAGAUCAUAAAAAAAGUUCGACGAUUAGUGGUGAAAUUUGGUUUCCCACUGUAAGUGAAGCUAUUGAAGCUGUAAUGGCAAUUAAUUAUGCCAUUUUUUGGAAUAAAGAUACCAACAGGAAGGAUUAUGUGUUAAAAUUGGCAUUUAUUUCUGAAGUACUACCAAUACUUAAAAAGGUUGCAAUAAAAACAGAAAAUAAUAAUGUGAUAAAGACAGAAGGUAAUAAAGUAAUUAAAACAGAAGAUAUUAAAGACAUCAAAACAUAUAGUAAUGAAGUGAUCAAAACAGAAGAUUAUAAAUUGAUCAAAACAGAAAAUAAUAAAAGGAUCAAAAUAGAAGAUUAUAAUGUGAUCGAAGCCGAUUAUAAUUAUAUAGUGAUCAAAACAGAAGAUGAUAUAGCGAUCAAAACAGAAAAUGAUAAAGCGAUUGAAUCUUACAAUGAUUUAGUGAUCAAAACAGAAAAUGAUAAAGCGAUUGAAUCUUACAAUGAUUUAGCGAUCAAAACAGAAAAUGAUAAAGCGAUCGAAUCAGACAAUAAUUUAGCGAUCAAAACAGAAGAUGAUAUAGCCAUCAAAACAGAGGAUGAUAUAGUGAUCAAAACAGAAAUUGAUUAA